ACUUUUUGUUCAUGUUCAGAUAUCCAACUUCAGAAUUUAAUCUUUUUACGGAUUCCUGACUUUUAUUUAAUCAGGAUUUUUCUCAGUUUUUCCUCAGCUUUAGUCAUGUGACAUUAAUGGCGGUCACUUCUCCGUCUCUGAUUCUUGCCUUACAUUACAUGGCCAGGCACCAUACACCUGAUUUAUCAUAUUAUACAUUAUUAAAGAGACAAAUGUGAUUUAAACAUCUGAGCAGUUUAGACACGUGGUUGCAUUAACAUCAUGUGAAUAUAGCGUCUCUGUUGCUGAUAUCUCUCAUGUGACGAGCAUUGGUCCAUCAUUUUUGGACUGAUGGCGCAUUGCAUGUGGACUAAUAUUAUGGUUAACGUGAUGGUGACUCUAACUCUUGAGGACAGCUUCGUGGUUAAAGAAACGUGUGCUUUACGUGGACUUAAGCUCUUCCGCAUCCUCUGAAAUGUGUUCCGGCAACACGCUCGUUGUCACUGCGGCAAGAAGCGCUGCAGAAGCACCAACUUAGGGCUGUUGUCGCACACGAUACCCUACAACAUUCACUGAUCACAAAACACGAGCAGUUGGGUAUUUCUGUCAGUUUAAACAGGCGCAUGCUGUCAAAAACAUGAAGACUCUGUCCGUAUAACGCACUGCUGUGCCGCACCCUGUCCUGCACCCUUAGGUUUUGGCUGUGACUCAAAGCUGUGGAGUUGACAGAAGGUAAUCCUCACCAUGUGAGGCCUCGGCCCCAGUUUGGAGGCGGGGUGUGAUUCAUUGAAAUCUGUCGGUGCUAUAAAAAGGGGGAGUUGCAAGUAACCCAACUUCAACCCACAAGAUCGUGGCAAGGCACUAGACCAUACGGGUCGUUAUUCUAAGUGAUAAUGAAUACAGUCAAAGCAGUUAAAAAUGCAGUAGUCUGUCUCGUCUUGCUGCCCCGUUUUCUGAUGGCAGCAGUCAUGUUUUGGCUGCUUGACUUUCUAUGCAUUAGAAAAAGGGUUUUCUUCAGAAUGAAGGAGCAGGAGGGUGAUGCCAUCGACCCCCCUCUGUGCAUUUCAGACUCAAACCGGUUCUUCAGCCUGGAGUCCCUCAAGGCGGUGUGGCACGGCCAAAAACUGGACUUUCUGAAAGCAGCGCAUCUCGGACACGGAGCGCCCAACACCGAAGUUGUUCAGCUGGAGGAUCAGCGGCGCAGCCGCAUCCUCGAUUACGCAAAGGACAAGAGACCGCUCAUCCUCAACUUUGGCAGCUGCACCUGACCACCGUUCAUGGCGCGUCUGAAGGCUUUCCGGGGAGUCGUGGAGCAGAACGCAGAUAUAGCAGACUCUGUAGUUGUGUACAUCGAGGAAGCCCAUCCCUCCGACGGCUGGAUGAGCACCGACGCGCCCUAUCAGAUCCCCAGACACCGGUGUCUGGAGGACCGGCUGAACGCUGCCCAGCUGAUGCACCUGGAGGUGCCCGGCUGCCUGGUCGUGGUCGACAGCAUGGAAAACUCCUCCAACGCUGCGUACGGAGCUUAUUUCGACAGACUUUAUAUACUACAGGACGGAAAGAUAGUUUACCAGGGUGGCAGAGGACCUGAAGGGUAUCGGAUCACAGAGCUCAGAGACUGGUUGGAUCAAUACAGAAAGAAGCUGGACAAAUCCAGUAAUCAAGUUAUCCAUGUGUAGAUUAGUUGCCAUCUUUUUAGAGCUGCUAUGACGAACAAAACAAAUGCUGCAGAUUUUUCAGUAUUAUAACUCCGGUUAGAUUGAUUUAAUGCUAAUGGUUUAAGUGUAUUUAUUUUUGAUAUGUUUGGAUGAAAGUAGUUUGUUCAACCUUGUAGGAUGUACCACAGUAGGCUCCUUCCUGUCAUAUUGGAUCCACCCAUAAACAGGUUAGUUUGUCUGGACCUCAUUUGUUUGUGAACAAAAGUAUUUAGUGUGUCAAACGUUUUGUUUUGAAUUACCUCUCCUCGUGUUGAAGCGCCUUCAGUGAAUCAGUCAGGAUGUCGAGAUGUGCGCAUCACUGUGUUCGUCAGUAUUGUUGUGAAGUUCGGUUUUUAAACGGUCUGAAACCAGAGAACCGAGACUGAUGUUUUCCAUACUGGAGAUCAUGGUGAAGGUGCUGCUGUCUGUCCUGCAUGGCGCAACUGUUUGUAAAUAUUGUUCCGUUUUAUGGAGAUAUUUUUCAUACAAUAAAAUGCUUUGAUUUACUC
Messenger RNA from Scatophagus argus, 2185 nucleotides. RefSeq names its product iodothyronine deiodinase 3a (gene dio3a). Gene Ontology annotation, molecular function: thyroxine 5'-deiodinase activity. NCBI's taxonomy places the organism in Eukaryota, Metazoa, Chordata, Actinopteri, Scatophagidae. The transcript has a single exon. The record is from RefSeq and is a predicted model, not a curated record.